Pocillopora damicornis (cauliflower coral) is the source of this 2639-nucleotide messenger RNA. RefSeq lists its product as uncharacterized. NCBI's taxonomy places the organism in Eukaryota, Metazoa, Cnidaria, Anthozoa, Scleractinia, Pocilloporidae. The record is from RefSeq and is a predicted model, not a curated record.
CAACUGUUAUGCAAUUCUAUUUCUUUUGCUUUUAAGAAGAAUAACUGCCGACUCACCGAACGCAAUGGAUGAAGCUGGUUUUGAACUUUUUUCUAAAGAAAAGCUACAAGCAGGGAAAUCGAAAUUGGAAGAGUUCACGGCGAACGCUAAGAGCAGUGAUUGCUGGAAGAAAGCUGUUGAAGGGAUCGAGAAACGAUGCAAGACUCUUGGAGACGUGGAACAGAGCUACCUGGCAAUCGAUUUUACAAACUGCCAUUUGUCAAAAUCAGGGAGAAGAAUCUAUUCUUGUUCGAGAGAGACGCAAUCAGUUGAGAAAUGUACGGGAUCAAUGGACGACACAACAUAUCUAGCGUAUACGACAUUUUUUGCUCAUACGACUAAUAUCUGUUUCUACGUGAAAAGUGAGUUGUGGCAAGCAAGAACAGAAGGCACGAUCUCUAAAUUAUCAAGAACUUCCCAACAGGUUUCUGCUCAGCUGGAGGAGUCUGCCCAAAGACAAAUCCUAUUACUACAAACACAGAAUAUUUCCCUCGAAAACCAGAAGGAAAUCAUAUCAAAUGAAAUCCAGUUAUCUGCGACACUGAAGAACUCCACGUCAACAGCAAGGGAAGCCUUCGAGGACAUGAAACAAAAUGCUGUCGAACAAAAAGCUUUAUUCACUGAAACAUUUGAUGGUGUCUUCAAAAGUGUGGAAAAGGUCCAAAGACUGCAAUCAAUGAUUCUUGGAGAGUUCAUAAGUUUACAAUCUGUAGCUUUCUACAUUGCUGCAGUAUGUUCAUGUUAUUUCCUGACAAGCACUCCACGCACGGCAGCUGGCAGACUCCCGAUUUUCGUUUUGUUGUUUAUUCUCAUAUUCAGUGAGCGGCUGGUGACAUCUUAUGGGGUGACAGACACCCAGUCAACCAACACAGAAGCCAUACACUCAAGACUUUGGUUUUUGAGAAAGCUAUUCAUCAUUAUCACAACUAUUGUGAUAAUGGUUGUUGGAUACCAAUAUCAAGAUUACAACAAAAUCAACUUUAAUAUGCUUUGUGAGAUGCAGCUUCAGAUUCGAGAUAUGAAGCGAUGGCAGGAGACAAUCAAAAGUUUGAAGGCACUUACAAAUGGAGACUCUUCACCUCAGCCUGUGCAGAGCAGACAUUCAAUGCCAAGUAUUACACAUCCUGGUUGUACAAAAUAUGUCCAAAUAUGUGAUUUACAAGAUGGUCCCAUCAGUGAUUGUGCACAAAACUUGUAUAGUGAUGAUGAGUCUGAUUUGAGUUAUAUACCUGGUGAGUCAGACCUGGAGAGUUUUUCUGAUGAUAGCAAUGAGGAAGAGGAGGAAGAUGAUUCUGAGACUGAAGACGCCAUACCAGAUGUGAGAACACCAGUGAUUGGAACGAAAGCCAAAGGAACACCUAAAAAGACAAACCCUGCAGUGUCCAGAAGAACAAGUAGUAACAAAAGGGGUCAUAAUUCAAGUCCAUCAGUACGCUACAAUCUUCGAUCAAGGGAAAGCACACCCUCUUAUGUCCACAAUGGUAGUUUCCUCUGCAACAUGCCUUCGCCAUCAAAAUUAACAGAGCUGAUUGACAAAGUACAAAAGGGUUCAAACAAGCGGUACACAGCUGUCAUUUGUAAACCUAAGAACAAGAGCCCUAAAAAAGCACCAUUGUUUUCAUCUGAUGAAGAACCCUAAACACAUUGUUACCUCUGAUUUUGAGCAUUAAACUUCUGUAAACAUAUGGCUGGGUCAAUGAUUCUGCAACCAUCAUUGUUAUUGCCAUUAUUGUCAUUAUCAUUUUCAAUACAAUAUUGUAUACAAAUUAUAAUUCCAACCUAAGAUCAGAUCCAGAAAGGCACUGAAUUACUAUUUAUCUUUCUUUCUUAUGGUUAGAAUUAUUAUUAUUAUUGCCAUUAUUGUUGUUAUCAUUUUCAAUACUGUUUUAUGUACCAAUUAUAAUUCCAACUUAAGAGCAGAUCCAGAAAGGUACUAAAUUACUAUUUAUCUUUCUUUCCUAUGGUUAGAAUUAUUAUUAUUAUUGCCAUUAUUGUUAUUAUCAUUUUCAACACUGUAUUAUAUACCAAUUACAAUUCCAACUUAAGAGCAGAUCCAGAAAGGUACUAAAUUACUAUUUAAUUUCCCUCCCUGAGGUCAGAAUUAUCCCUAGCAAUGUGAGAAUUGCCUAGUGUAGUACAUAUAUUGACUAGGCAUAAGGCAUUGUUAAAUAGAUAUUAUCAUUAAUAUAUUUCUUGCAUUUACCUCGGCCAAAAACAAUACAAUUAAUUGAUUGGUAUAGUGACAAAUUUUUCACAUAAAUUUUCUCCAGCAUUACAAGAGAAGGGAUUUAAUUUUGUAAACAGUCAUAAAUUGUCAAGAAUGUAUAUGUUAGUGUCUACGACUUUUGCUUGAUAUCAAUAAGGAUUUUGUUAUUUAAAAGUUAUCAUAUUUGAUGAUAUUACAACAGUUUCAAAAAUUUUACAAUGCUUAUAUUGUAAUUUCAGUACUUCCCUUAUACUUGUUCAUGCAUUAUUUAUGUCCAAGGAUAUUUAACUACUGCUACUGCCAAGUUAAUGUGGAAGUGAUAUUGAAAUUUCUGUUUUUGCCUUUUUUGUGUGCUAUUGUGAAUGUCAUCAAUAAAGAACAUGUUUUUCCUCUC